AACGAAGACGAACCUCUUCGAGGCUUAGUGCGGCAACGUCCACUUAACCAGCGACAACAAAUCGCAACCAUCCCCCCAGUAGGUCUUCAACAAACAAGUGCAGUUGGAAGUUAAAGCAAACACAUUGAAUAUGGGCAACAUUGGCCACAUAUUUCUAUGGGCGCUAAUAGUGGUGAUUGCCUCAGGGACGGAUCUGAACAGCGAUGAUUCGCUUAAUGAUGUCUUAAGCUACGUCACGCCCACAUUCAAUGGUGAGACAUCUUUGUCAGUGCAAAACAUUGAAAAGAUCGAUGUAAAAUGCGACCAACGAAAUGGAAUGACGGUGGAGGUGGACUUUUUGGAAAACUUUAAUGGAAUCAUUUACAGUCAGGGCUAUUACAAUGAUCCCAAGUGCACCUAUGUGGCAGCCAAUAAUGGAGACACCAAAUUUAUAUUCAAUGUGCCUUAUGACGGCUGCGGCAGUAAGCCCUCCUGCUCGAUAUGCUCUUCAAUCGAGAACGUUCUGAUUAUACAAAAUGAUAAGGAUAUUCAGAAUAGUUGGGAUAUAGCCCGAAAGGUGGCAUGCAGCCGCAGCGAGGAGCAGGAGAAAACGGUCUACUUCAAGCCAUUUGUUGUGGAUAUGCUCGAAGUAGUUUCCGUGGAUACUCCGAGCGGACCAGUGGAAUGCUGGAUGGAAAUUGGCAUUGGAAUUCCACCAAACAUAAAGCCGAUUAGUUCAACACUGAAGCUUGGCACCGACGUAACCUUCACCAUAAAUGUAAAGCAUUCGACUCAAGCAUGGGAUGUCAAUAUACUGAAGUGCUAUGCCUCGGAUGACAUGAACUUUGAGGCAAGAACCACCAAGACAUUACAGCUCUCCGAUAAAAGAGGCUGCACCAUAAAGGAAAAAAUAUUUGGAGAGUGGAAAAGGUUGGAAUCCCAGUCUGGAGCCAGUCUUACCUCCACAUAUUAUAAUACGCUCAAAGCAUUCAAAUUCCCCGAUCGCUCGCAAGUCUAUCUAAAGUGUGAUAUUGAAUUGUGCAAGGGAACUUGUCAAAGAGAUUAUUCGUGCAGCAGUUUAAAGAACAAUAUACCCAUAGAUGUGCGCAAGCCUAGGUGCUACCCCGGCUCAGAAGAUCCUGCUUGUCUUUCAACCACUUCCGAAAGGCCAAGAAUAACAAUAACCACAACCAACGCAAGAUGUUAUUCUGGAUCAACUGAUCCUGAAUGCCAGAAAACUACCUACUUCCCACGGCCAACGACUGAAUCUGCAAUAGAAAUAGAACAACCAGAAUGUUAUCCAGGCUCAACCGAUCCUCGAUGCCCUCAGAGGCCUGCGACCACCAUUAAGCCCAGAUGCUAUCCUGGCUCGCCGGAUCCAGAGUGUCAACCCGCUACUUACUUGCCACCUACAACGAGAAAAACACCAGUAGAUAGACCCAAACCUCGGUGUUUCCCCGGAUCCACCGAUCCUAGAUGCCCCCAGAAACCCGUGAAAACACCGAAGCCACGUUGCUAUCCUGGCUCAUCCGAUCCUGAAUGUGUUUCAUCAACAUACACGCCCGAAACAACAAGAAGAACACCAACUUACACUGCUCCUACUACGACUGGAGCUCCUGUAACCAUAGAAACACCGAAAUGUUUUCCAGGGUCUAACGAUCCUCGAUGCACUCUGGCGCCCGCUACGACAAUUAAACCGCGAUGCUAUCCUGGCUCAUCAGAUCCAGAAUGUCAGCCCGCUACUUACUUGCCACCAACAACGAGAAAAACAGCAGUCGAUAGACCCAAACCUCGGUGCUUCCCAGGUUCCACAGAUCCUCGAUGCCCCCAGGAACCGAAAUCACGUUGCUAUCCUGGCUCGACCGAUGUUGAGUGUCUUUCGUCACCAACAACUAGGAGAACAACAACUUACACGGCUCCCACAACGACUAGACUCCUAUAACUACAGAAACACCGAAAUGUUAUCCAGGGUCUUCCGAUCCUCGAUGCCCUCAGAGGCCCGCGACGACCAUUAAGCCGAGAUGU
Messenger RNA from Drosophila guanche, 2004 nucleotides. RefSeq lists its product as uncharacterized. Lineage: Eukaryota; Metazoa; Arthropoda; Insecta; Diptera; Drosophilidae. The record is from RefSeq and is a predicted model, not a curated record. The transcript is spliced from 5 exons. The coding region runs from base 131 to 1921 and encodes 596 amino acids.